Molecule: messenger RNA, 9601 nt
Organism: Drosophila innubila
Lineage: Eukaryota; Metazoa; Arthropoda; Insecta; Diptera; Drosophilidae
Gene: Nuak1
Product: serine/threonine-protein kinase par-1
Exons: 16
Coding region: 311-8614 (2767 amino acids)
Biological process (GO): protein phosphorylation; intracellular signal transduction; microtubule cytoskeleton organization
Cellular component (GO): cytoplasm
Molecular function (GO): ATP binding; protein serine/threonine kinase activity; tau-protein kinase activity
Source: RefSeq, a predicted model, not a curated record
ACAUAUAUUCGCUUAUACAUAAGUUUUAUACUAUAUAUGGAGCAAUUUUGAAGUGAAGAAUUCUGAAAUUGACAAAAAGUGAAAUGUGAAAAUUGACGUUGUGUUUGUGAGUGUGUGUGUGUGUGUGUGUGAGAUCGGUUGUGUAGGUGUGCGUGUGUGUAUGUGGGUGUGCUGGUCAUGAAAAUUGCAUGCACCUUCGUACAAACAACGAAAAGGAAAUCAAAAUAAGAAAAAAUACAAAUACAAAUCCGAGUAAUUUGCCUCGACAACAAACACAGCCACAGACACAUCCACAUCCUCGUCCACAGCCAUGGUGAUAAGCAAACCCGAAUCGACGCCAAAUGGAGCGGCAACGGGAGCUGGUGGAGCAGCAGCAGCUGCUGGCUUGGAUGCUGCCGCAAAUAGUCUGGCACAUCGGUCGGGCAUACCACAGGAUCAAAUAGACAAUAUUAUGAGCGGCAUUGCAAACACGGGUGAUGUCAAAAUGAACAAUCAUCGCAAGAAGCUACGACAAAGAUUUGAUAUUAUAAAGAAACUGGGUCAAGGCACUUACGGCAAGGUGCAGCUUGGUGUGAACAAGGAGACGGGACAGGAGGUGGCCAUCAAAACGAUAAAGAAAUGCAAAAUUGAGGCCGAGGCGGAUCUGGUGCGCAUUAGGCGAGAGGUGCAAAUUAUGAGCUCAGUACAGCAUCCCAACAUUAUACACAUAUACGAAGUAUUUGAGAACCGCGAGAAAAUGGUGCUUGUCAUGGAGUUUGCCGCUGGCGGUGAGCUAUACGACUACCUAUCUGAACGUAAGGUGCUCAACGAGGUGGAGGCACGUCGCAUCUUUCGUCAGGUUGCCACAGCCGUCUACUAUUGUCACAAGCACAAGAUUUGCCAUCGUGAUCUGAAGCUGGAAAACAUCCUGCUCGAUGAACAGGGAAAUGCCAAGAUUGCCGAUUUUGGACUGUCGAAUGUGUUUGACGACCAACGUCUGCUGGGCACCUUUUGCGGCUCACCGUUGUACGCCUCGCCGGAAAUUGUGGAGGGAACACCCUACCAAGGACCCGAGGUGGAUUGCUGGUCGCUGGGCGUGCUGCUCUAUACUCUAGUCUACGGUUCCAUGCCCUUUGACGGGUCCAACUUCAAAAGACUUGUGAAGCAGAUCAGUCAGGGCGAUUACUAUGAGCCACACAAACCGUCGCGUGCAUCCACACUUAUUCGAGACAUGUUGACAGUGUGUCCCCGGAAGAGAGCGACCAUCGAACAGAUUUGCUCGCAUUGGUGGGUCAAUGAGAACGACAAAGUUUCCUGCCUUGAUUUGGCCGAGAAUUUGGCCAAUCAAACGCCUGUCCGACUCGAUGUGCUGUUGUCAUUGACGCCGACUGCGAUAACAGCGGAUCAACUGGUGGUGCCAUCGGCCGAGGGAGCAGCGGCGGCAGCAGCAGCCGCCAAGGCAGCAGCCAAUGAGCGGGUUCAAAGGUCGCAUUCGGUGGGUUCCAUUCGUGAUAUUGGGGCGCCCAACACAGAGGCAGAGCGUCGCAUUCUGGACAUGGUUGCUGCUGGUGGCGAGGCCGCAUUGAUGCCCUCACCCACACGUACCAUAACGCCCGCUCAAAGUCCCGUGCAAACGAAGAGGAAGCUGCAACCCACCGUAUCCACUGAGAAUGCCGCUGGCACCACCGCCAAAAAGAAGGAGAAGCCAGCCAACAGUUCGUUUGUCAUCAGCGAAGGCACAACAUCAUUGCUUGCACCACCAGCAAAUGCAACAGCAACAUCAUCGAUCACACCUCAGGCUAUGGAGACUGAGAGUGUUGUUGGUGUUGCUGGCGAGGAGCAGGCGACUUCAAAGGGCGGCAACUACUCGCCACAGGAUAUGCAACAGGUUGGCAAUGUGUGCGAGCAGCUGAUGGGCGAACCAGCAGUUGUGGCACCAACUGUUGCUGCUGUGGCACGGCAAGCAACCCGCACCAAACUGGAUGCUGUGGCAGAGACGCCCGAGGAGAAGGACGCCAGCAAAGUGAUCCAAAAGUUUUUGCACAAACACAAGACCGCCGAUCUGGUCAAUGCCAUCAAUGAGAGUGCCAGCGGCAAAGCUGUCGCCAACAACAACAACAGCAACAACAACAACAAUUCAUCAGCAUCGCAACCAGCUUUUAUACGCAAGUGCAGCCUGCAGGAUGAGUCCACACUCAACAAGUUCAAUGCGGAGCGCCGUAAAUCGCGCAUUCUUGAAACUGCGGAAAAGUUUCAACCACCACCAACCAACACAGCAGCAAGCGGUCCUCUUCCUGCUCCUGCUUCCGCUCCUGAAAAGCCGAAAAAGCUCAGCAUACCCGGCGUCAGCGUGGGCAGCUUUAAAAAGGAAUUCGAGCGAAAGGCCACGAAUCCGACACCCGUCACGGGACCCACUCCCGGAGAGCGUCGCGCCCAGGAGCAGGUGGCCGCUGCUGCUGCGGCCGCCCAAGAAGCGGAGGCUCAAGAGAUUCUGGCCACGCCACCACCAUCCCCAGUCGUCUCUGGCAACUUGGAGGCCAGUGAUUCCAAGAAUUCGGUAUCCUCCAUAUCGCUGGACGAGGCGCGACGCUCCAUGGAGAACUCAAUUGCCCUGUUAAGGCAGGCGCAGAACGAGUCCAACAAGGAGCUGGAUCAGCUAUGCGCCCAAACUGAGACCAUUGGCGUCAGUGAGUCGACGCCCGAGGAGCGCGAACGUAAGUUGAAGAAUGCGCGCACCAUUAUCGGAAACGCCAUACAGCCGGUGAUACGAAGGCCAACACCAUUAUUUGGCAUCGGCAACGGCUUCGGCAGCAGCGCUGACGCCGGCGGGGUUGGGGGCAUACUCACAAAAAGCGGCAGCAGCAUGAACAACAAUAACAAUAACAGCAACGGCAGCAACAGAGCAACAACUGCAACAACAGCUAGUGCACAACCAUUAAAUGCAUUGGCAGUUGCUAAGCAGACGAUACAACAACGUCUCUUUGCGGGCGGCAUGCCUGGAUCGUUGAUGCAGAGACCGGCCAUGUGGCAGCCACAGGCUGCAUACAGCACUGCCAGCAUAUUCCAGCCCGCGCUGCCCACCAGCAGUCCCUUCAGGCAGCUGCAGCAACAGUACCAGCAAAAGUGUCACGAGCAGCAGCAGCAACAGCAACAACAACGUUCGGUCAACAGUGCGUUGUUUACGCCGCCAACAUCGCCGCUGUACGCCCCCAGUCACGCCUACGUUCAAGCCCAGAGCAACAACAACAACAACAACUGUAACAACAGUAACAGCCACAACAACAACAACAACACGAUGCCUAUUGUCAAUUACAAUGUCAGCUCGCGCACGAGACCAUUUCAUAAUCAAGCUCAAGACACACUCAAUACAUCUGCCUUGCCUGCGGCUAUGUGGCUGAAAUCUUCACCUGGAGCAGAUGCCCCAGCAGGCGGUGCAGUUAAAACCUCAACCGCCUCCAUUACGCUCAAAUCAGCAACUUUGCCACGCCGCAAAAUCAAUGCCAAAUCCGAGGUGCAGCUGGAUAUUAAGCCGCGCAUUGCAGAGCAGCCACAGCCAGCGAUGCGAUUCAGCACCGAGAUGCAGCAUCCUGUGGCAGAUUUGCGCAGUGCACCGCCUCGGGAAGGACCCAUACCCUACAGUCCCAUCAAGACCUCGUUGCAGGCGCGAGCCACAAGCCUGGAGCCCAAAGAACACAUCAUAACCAUACAGAGGCCGCCAACGCAACCAGCCUAUGGACGCACCAACUCCAACACCACAACUCGUUCCGGCUCGCUGUCACGUCAAUCCACAGCUGACUCCGAGACAGAGACAGCGACCACGAUGUCACAAUCAACUAUUACGGGCGGACCGGUGACCACCUCGCAGCCCAUCAAGAAGAGUCCACGUGAAUUUAUCAUACCGAUUGCCGUUGAGGGAGGCGGCUUCAUAACGCCACGUGAGCGAAGCAUUGAGCCAUCCGAAUCGAGUCACACAACCGCCUCCAGUCGCACCACCUUCAGCCGACUGCGUCCUUCACAUCGCAUUGGUUCACUGCUCAGCGAAAGCGGUUUCGAUGAGAGUUCGCCAUUCCAAAAGAUGCGCACAACCUCAAUAAAUCGUGAAGGCGGCGACGAUGAGUCGCUUUUCACUCCGCACAGACUCAGGAGCUCGAGGCCCGUCAAGAAAAUUAGCCAGGACAAUGACUCACAAAGCUCUGGCGAGGAGGAUGACGAUGAUGGCUUUGAGAUUCUAACAGCGGAAAAUCUAUUUUCGACAUUGCUGCAACGUGUGCGUGCGCUGACAAAUCGCAUGAAUGUGAACAGUGACCUCACAUCCGGUUUUCCCAGUCAUCCUAGUCGUCUGUUAACGGACAUUUCGCGACAGGCCCAAGGCCACAGGCCAUUCUGGAGUCAGAACAGUAACUUUGGCAGUGCGCUUAGAUCUCAAGUCAGUUAUAGCUAUACCGAAACGGUUGAGAAGAAGCAAGUUCGCCUAAACAGCAGCAACAAUAGCAGCGGCAUCGGUGCACCUUGGCGGCAUAGCAUGUCCCGGGAUUUGGGCAGCGAUAUGGAGUCGAUGUUCUCGCGCACGGGCGCCACGUUGCCAAGAGGCCACCACACCAAGGGCACUGCCAGCAAGAUCAGAGCGGAGGAUAACGGGGAGGAGGGUGCAAAAACAACAACGACAGCCAGCUCAGCAGAUGGCAAUGCUGGGGAGCCACUGGACCUGGCCGACUUGGAUUUGUCGCGUCUGCGUCUCAGCAAAAAGGAUCUCGAAACAUUGUCCAGCAUUACGCCCGGUCUGCCCAAGUGCUUCCAGGAGCAGCUGCUGGCCAAAUUGCCGCCCACACAGGCGCGUAAAUUAUCGCGCACGCUGAGCGUCCAGAGCGGCAAUACGGCUGCCAUCAAGGUGUACAAGCGCAGUCAGAGCAGCGGACGUGGCUAUCUGCCGGAGCAGCCGGAGGAGGAGCAGCAGGUCAAGCCCAAGUCGCUAACGGAUGCCCCAAAGACAACAGCGGCCAGCACGGCCAUCUAUCGGCGCAGUCUGAGUCGAGCACCCAGCCAGGGACCAGCAGCUGGAGCAGGAGCAGGAGCAGGAUCAGAGGUGACUGCCACCAAGACGACCAGCAAGAGUCGCAGCAGCAGCGUGUGCCGUGAUGACUACGGCAAAUCCUCGUUGUGCAGCAGCAACUACACCAGCGACAUAAGCGACAAGUAUAAAUACUACUCGCCCUAUUUGAGCAAGUCCAGCAAUGGCAAUGGCACUGUCAAAGAGCUGCCGGAGAAGCGUUAUAGCGCUGCAUUGGGGCGUCCACCAAGUGGCUACCUGUCGCCACCGCCGGCACAAGCACAACCGCAACCACCAGUUGCCAGUGUGGGCGUGGUCGACAGCAGCAGCUCCUUGCGUAGACGUUCCUCGCAGCGCCGAAUCUCACGCUUUCUGCGGCCCGACUUCUUUGACGAGCCCCGGGAACGGGAACGUGAACGGGAAGCACAAAGUGUGCUCCGGGAGAUACGGGAAAAGUCUUGUGAUCCGCUGGAGCAACGCAAGCACAGUCUGCCCAAUGUAGAGGCAGACACGGAGGCGACUCAGACGACGACACGACAUGCCAUCAAACAGUUGACGGAGGCAACGGAAAAGAGACGCAGUCAGUCACGUUCACGUGAGCUGGACACCGAGCUGGGCAAACAUGAGCUGGCCAAUAAGAUCUUGGAGGAACUGCAGCUGCUGUCUGCGGUGCGCACUCAAACCGAGCACGAACUGGCAGCUGAGGAGCAACAUCCAUCUGAGGAGACAGCCACCAUCAAGAAGUUGAAGAAGAUCAAGUCCAAGGAAGCAAACAAUGAUGCGGAAGCCAGUAAGCCAACAACACUUGUGCGAAAGGUGAAAAAGGUGGCCAAGAAGGCAACUGACGAGGUCGCCACUUCCCAGGCAGCGGAGGCACAAGCCAACGAGCUGACUGGGCCAAAGGAAACCAAACUGAAGCGUCCCAAAUCCUAUCCCAUGAAAGAUCUGGCUCUGAGUCUCAAAGGCAAUGCGGAGUUGCCGGAGACAACAACAACAACACCGCCCAGUAAAUUGCCCACAACUGCAACGGAGGCGUCUCUGGAGGCAGCACCGCGAGAGAGUCGUCUGAUGCGUCCCAAAAGCUAUCCGGCCACCAAGUUGGCCAUGCCCAAGGAUCUGCGAAAGAUAACACGCAGCGGUGUGGCAAUAACCAACAUUGUUGAGACCACCACCAACACCACCACCAACACAACCGCAUCCAGCUCCAAGUCCACAUCGGAGGAGAAAUCAUUUUCGGGCACAAUUAUGGACAAGGAGACAGAAACACGUCCGACCAGCAUGAAGAAAGUGAUUAAAGUAUCCAAAAAAUCCAAGCUGGUGCCACCCACACCCGUGACCCCGCCCACAACGUCGCCCACAACUACAACGACAACAACAACGCCAGCGGAUAGCUCCAAGGAGUCAAGUCCGGUGAUUAAGGCAAAAGAAAAGUCGCCCGAGAAGAAGACUAGCAAGGGAUUGCUCUAUGCCAUUGGCCAGAAGUUUGAGAAGCUGCGCGACUCGGCAAUGAGCAAAGAGAAGAAACUGGCCACGCCCAGCUCAAGUGGCGCCUUGGUCUGUACACAAAAGCAGGGCUCGCCGGAGGAGCGCAGUUCGCCGGAGAAGGCAACGGCGACGCUGCUGCGCAAAAAGAAAUGCCUGGAGGCGGAAAAAUGCUCCACGCUGGAGACUGAAAAAGUAGGAACAGGAGGAGCAGGAGGUGGAGACAAGCGUUCGCGCUUUGACAGCAUGCUGCGAUCUCUGCGAGAAAGAUCCGUGCCGCGCACACAGCCAGCCACAAGUGUGAGUCCCAAGCGAUCCGCCAGCGUGGAGCAGUUGCAUGAUACUGGAAGUGGCAGUGGGAAUGGGAGUGGGAGUGGGAGUGGCAAACCAAGUGGCACUGUCAACAAGAUGCUCGGUGGACUGCUGCGACGCUUCGAUCGCGAGAGCAGCGAGCAGAGACGUGUGCGCAACACACGCUCCACCAGCAACAUUGAGCGAGAGAUGCGGCAGGAGCAGGAACGGAAGCAGGAGCGGGAGUCUGUUGUGCUGCCCACAUCGCCCAUCUAUCAGAAUGUGGCCAAGACCAAGGCGCCGAUCGAGGUGAACUGCAACUGCGACACUGUCUGUCCGGAGUGCACACAAAAUCAGGGAGCAGCGGGAGCAGCGGGAGCAACAACAGCAACUACAACCGGAGCAAGCAACAAGGAGAAGCGCAAGGGACUCAUGCUGGAUCUGAGCAAUGUGACCAGUGCAACAACAACAACAACAACAGCACCAGCAACAACAACAACAACAACAGCGAGCAACACAAGUGGCAGCUACCGUGGUGCAAAAACACAGCCGGCGCUGUUAAAUGGCAACGGACUGUAUUCGAAUCUGCCGCCGUAUCCGGGUGCCAUGAAGAGUGCCUCCUCGAACAACAGCUCCAGUCAGCAGUCCAUGGACAAUGCCACCAACAACAAUUCGAUCAACACCAACAACAACUGCAGCUCACAGACAUCCGGAUAUCGCACCUCGUCCGCCCAUGAGAUUAAUCGCAACAAUCUGUUGACGCCGUCGUUUGAGAACAUUGCCAACUACUCGUCGGAUUCGCGCAGUUAUCAGGAUGAUUGCGCCUCGACCUCGACCUUUAUGUCGCCCACCGAGGAGCCGGAAUUGUACUUUGACAAUUGGUCCAUUUGCUCCGAGGACAACUACAUGCUGCAUGCCACGCCCUCGCCGACAGUGUCGCGUCUCUCGCGCGCCUCCCAGCUGUCGUCGCCCACCCGCUGCUCGGAGAGCUCCGAUCCCAACGAGAGUGUCAUCGAUCGCAUUAAGCGACGCAGCUUCUACAGUCGCUUCAACGAGCAGAAGCCGCGACGCACCAGCAGCAUUGUGGGUCCAUCGGCGGUCCGCGACUAUUAUCGGGAGCAGCAUGCGGCGGUGAAGGCCCGUUCCAGCCAGAAGUUGCAUGCAACCGAACCGGAGGCACGCGGCCAUUCACCGGACAUUGCCCAGCAGUUUUUCCGGCCAUUGAAACUGAGUCCCGUGGGCACGGAGCUCAAGCCGCCCGUCUAUCGCUCGGCUCUGGACUACUCCAGCACCUCGUCGACAUCGGCGGGAGCAACGAGUAAGCCGCGCAAGAGUCUCAAUGACAUUCGCAACACAUCGCCAUCGUUCCUGAGCAAGCGCUAUGAGACGCACGAUUACAGCUCGGUGCCCAUGCGGUACAAGAGCUCCUCCAGCUCCAGUCCCAGCACUGGCACUGGCACUGGCGCCACCACCACCAAUGGCUACUACAACACCUACAAUCCCAAGCGUCGCUCUUCCUACACCUUGAACGGCACCUUAACCUCCGGAAGUGGCCAUGGCAGCAUCGCCACGGGCAGCAGUCACCUGGACGGCUAUGCAACACUUGGUCGUCGCUCCAUUCGACCGUAUGACCAUCGCACCAUGUCGCUGCUGGAACCACCAACCACUGGCAGCACCGGUGGCAGCAGCAGCGCAGCUGGCAGCUACCACAGACGUGAAGCUCGCACUCCUGUACGGGAUUACACCUCCAGCAUCUCGCGAUCGGGAUCUCGUUAUCGCACCUCGUCGGCCACGCGCAGUCCCACAAAUAUUUGAUGUUCCACACCGCAGAAUGGUUUCUGCAUCUUCUGUUAUUACUCCAAACGCAAGAAGGCAAUCAACGCCUCAGUGAUGAGCACGCCUCCAAACACGACUGCCUCCUCGUCGGCCUCGGCCUCAUCCUCGCGUGCCAGCAGUGGUGGCAUCAAGAAGCUGCUGCAACCCGCACAGACCCAUCAUCAUAGUCAGCAUAGGUUCUAGAUAACCUGCCAAAGAUACGAGUAGAGAUUCACACUCUCCUCAUUUACAAGUAACUCAUUUCAGAUAUUUUUUUAUAUAGCCAAAGUUUAUUCUUAGUGCGGGCAGCCAUUGAGCCCUGAUCGUAAUUGUAGUUGUAGUUGUAGUUGUACCAUUACCAAAAUCUGAUAUACUGAAGUUUCAGCAAAACGAAACCGUAGUUCAAUGAUCCAAUAAUGGUUCAAGAUCUGUUCACGAUCCGACAGACCAUUAUUUCGAUCGAUAAUACGAUUCUCAAAUAAUUGUGCCUUGGUUCCUUCGGCGUUUUUAGAUUUAGUCCUAGUCAUAAAGUUAAUUUAAUUUGUAAGCAGGUGAAAGCAGUGGAUGAAAGAUAGAUCGAGAGAGAAACAGAUACAAAUGAUAAUGGCAAAAAAUGUUAGUUUUUUAACAAAUAUUUCAGAGAUAUUUUAUAUGAUAUUUUUAAGAACCUCGCGCCGAAAAAUGCGUUAAAAUUUUAUCAAUAAUUUUAACUACAUUUUUUACAACACAGAACUGAAUGAUUCUUUGAGAUUUUCAAGUAUGCGAUAUACAAUUAAAAUGAAAUUUUCUUUCGUUUACUAGAACUAUUGAUGUUAUUGCAAAAUAAUAGAUGAUAUGCGAAAUGUGAACGAAAGAUUCGGAUAUAGCAAUGUCAAUAAACGAAUUUACAGUCUAGAGUGUAGAAAAUUCAAAGUUUGAAAAUGUAAUAAUAAAACAUGAGAAUUCAAAUGUUAAAAAAUAUGUUAAUAAACAACACUUAUGAAUUGA